UAGUCACCAAGCCCAUUGUGCCUUCCCACAGCUUGGUGCGAGGCAAUUGGCAACAACACUUUCCAAUUCGCUUCAAGUCCGACGUUUGCUCUUCCACAACUCGCAACAAAUGCCGCAGAACGAGGUGGAGACGCUUGAGGCAGCGCUCAGGUUCAUCGCACAGUAUGAGCUGUCGACGGACGAAGAAACUUCUGAGACCAAUGCCGUGAACGUCACUUCCGCCUUCCAGCACUCGCACAAACUCAACAAGGCGCACUCGCUCGAAAUACCGGAGCGCCGCUCUUUCAAACACUCGCACUCGCUUGAAAUCCCGCAAGACAGUGAAGAUGCGCUUGAUCCCGACAUCCAUGCGGCCGAAGCAUUCCUCGAGGACAUGAAGCUCGAGCCUGAGUUAUUCGACCCCACACCACCAAAUCAGAGCGAAAUGCAAGGCUUCCUGCAUCCAACGCUGAACACGAUAGAUGCCAGUGCUCUGAAAGCUCCACCUUCGCAGCCGCGGCGUCGGCUGUCGAAGAAGGAGGAGCUGCGUGAGCUAAGAGAUACCGUGACUGAACUGUCCCAACAACUGGACCAACUGCAGGCGUCGUCGACACCGAACUCACCUGCAGAAGAGGAUGUACACGUAGGUUCGAUCCUGUCUCAAUCAGAGUCACUAUGGCAACAGGUCGCAGCCAGACAACUUUUACUACGCCAACAAUCGGAGGAGACAAACGCACAAUUACGAAAGGCAGUGGAAACGAGAAUACGCCAGACCAAGAACCUCAAGCGCAUGUUAAGUCGCCGCAACGACUCAGAGACUCUGGAACUCAUUGGGCUUAAGCGCCGCAAGCAAAUAUACGUGACUGGACCACCGCCAACAGACAACGCGGAAGUGUUUGCCAAACUGCUAGAGGGAACGGACGAGAUGUAUGCGAGUUUGGACGAAUUGUACAUCCAACAUGGAAUGUCUGAAAUACCGUGUCCAGGACGGAAACGCCAGGUACAACGAGAUGCCGUAAAUGGCGCGAUCGUUGUGCUACUCGAUAAGAACAAGGUCCCGUUUGAUCUGGAGAAGACAAAGAAUGCUGUGUGGAAGUUGCUCAGCGGCCGUCACCGCAAAGACAGCCCGUACAUUCAGGGAACGAUCGACUGGGAGAGCCAAUUGCAUGGUGAUAUCGUCACCAGCUACGUGUCCUUCACGUGCGUCGCUGGGACAGUCUCCGCUCUACUUCAGGUUCGCGAAGUGGCACGCAAAUUCAUCACCGAAGACCGCGCGACGUUCAUCACUCGCUCGAUCAUGGAGCCCACGCCGACAGGAGAAACCGGUAGAAUAGGAUUGAAGUUUAACGAGACCAUGACGGUCGUGGUGCGACGAGGUGAGCCGCUGUCUUCCGGCCAGGAAACCUCCAUCAUUGAAAGUUAUCUCUGCGCCACUCGGCAUGAUGAAGGUACAGCCGCGGCUCGUAAAUUUCGAGGGGAGGUAUACGUAGACAUCGCUAUUGAAGGCUGGGAACAAUCGUACACGACCAACAACCAGGAGAUCGAGAACUUGCUUUUCGACGAUGCGAUUCAAGUGGGGUAGUGGGCAUAGGCAAUAGAUUUCUAGCUAACGAGCAAUACUUAUGGUUCCGUUUUCUGAAUCACUUUUGAUAAUGU
This is a messenger RNA of Phytophthora nicotianae INRA-310, 1635 nucleotides long. RefSeq lists its product as hypothetical. Bases 110 to 1561 code for a protein of 483 amino acids. The record is from RefSeq and is a predicted model, not a curated record. NCBI's taxonomy places the organism in Eukaryota, Oomycota, Peronosporomycetes, Peronosporales, Peronosporaceae. The transcript has 3 exons.